UCCAGGUACAUAAUGUUGAUAUUGUUCACUCAAUAGCCUGAAUAAGCAUAGCCAGAACAUAGAACAAGUUUUGAGAAUCAAAAACAAAAUGGCAAAGCGCGCAAGCAACGAGUUGACGACGUACGUCAACAACGCAGAUGCCUAUGUUGGCAGAGCCGUUGUUUCGGAGCUCACGUCCUUUUGUGAGGCUCAAGGUGUCGCACUCACGCUCAAAGGAACGGCGCUGAAUGCACCGGGACAGGGGUAAGACUUCGAUCGUCGUGUAUCUUCAUGCAUUUGUUUGUGUCACCAGAGCAACUUUUAGUUUCGUCCAGGUAUCAUGACCUACAAUUUGGUACAAAAGUACUCUCACUAUUAGCACGCAAGUUUGACUUUAAUUGAAUUAAUCAUUCUACAGAAGCGAAGCCGGUGCUGCGCGUCCGUCCGAUCCCAGUGUCGCAAAUAGCAUUACGGUAUUACCACGCGAUGAAGAGUUCAUGGCCAACGUUGUUGGAAGCGAUUUGAUCGUCUACGAUCUCUUUUGCGCAGACCUACCGGAAUUGGAGAGUUAUGGUUUUCCCGCAUCUAUCUAGGAGCUGUCCCGUAAGGAAAACACAGCUCCAAGAUCAAUCCAGAGGUGGAUCAAUAGGAGCUCUAAAAACGAAUAUUGCAGAAAGUCAAACUAGUUUCCCACAAUUGCAUAUUUGUCCUUGUUUCGUCGGUGUUGACAUGGGCGGGGACAAAAUGCGAGUUAGAGGAAUUACCAUCAGAGAAAAAGGUGGCAAUCACAGAGGAGGAAGGAGAACCACCAGCGCCGGCGGAGGAGAGGGAAGAGGUAGUUACCGACUAUGUAUUAUAGCGGUGUGUUUUUUGUACAAUUCUCGUCAUGAUUUUGUCAACCCUUCUUGUUGAGUUGUCUUUGUCAUACUAGACAUUGGAAGACGAGGAAAGGGAAGGAGAAGCUAGUUGUAGUUCACUCUUCCACUUCCUCAAAAACAUUUCUAUCAUGUAUUAUAGCGGUGUAUUAUCGUAGGUACAAUCCUCGUCGUGAUUUUCUCAACCCUUGUUGAGUUGUCUUUGUCAUACUAGACAUGACCCCUCUUAUCCAAUCGUAUCUCUUCCCAUUUAGGACUGAGGCAUCUUCAACACUUGUAACCCAGGGCGCAGAAGAAGCCGCACCACCCGCGCCACCAGAACCAGUAACAACGAAAUUCGCGCCAAAAACCCUUUCUGCUAGUGAUUUUCAGAAGCGGGUUUGCCCUGAUUCCGAGAUUCUACGACAAUGGCAGAGGAUUGAGACUCUGGUUACCUCUCUGAACAUCCGCGCCAAUCUAAGAGGAAUCGUCGUUACCACAGGUCUUCUUUAUGGUUGCGGAGAACUACCGCAGUACCAGCAGUCCUCGUGGGUGAUGCCUUCACUGUCCUUCCUGUUGAAGAACGCGUGGCAGCAGAAGGUGGAGGCUUUUUGUGUGAAAGAUACAAGUGAAAAGACGGAAAGUUAUGAUGGAACUUCGUUGCUAAAAACAAUGAAUGACAUAUCUGCCAUUCACUCAAAUAGAAAGUGGUAUACCACGUUGUUGUACUAGUACUCAGUGCGGUCCAAGUGGAGAAAGCAUGAAGAGAAAUGCAAAAAAGGACACACAUAAUUAAACAACAAAGUGCAUACCCGUCUAAGGACUGGGUAUAUCAUCAUCAUCGUCAUCAACUCCAACUAGUAGGCUUGAACAGAAUAAGUAAAACAUAAGUCCCAUGAUCGAUCUCCACAACAAUUUUCCAACAUCUUGACCAACCUCUUUCAUCCCCUCGGCGACAUCUCAAUCAAGGAGAAUUUUCUUCCUCUAGUCCACGUACGAGAUGCGGCUAAAUUGGCGCUGGAAGCAGCCUUUUUUCCAGAAGAAGAGCAGACGAGUUUCGACUUCAAGAAGGCUCCAGCAAUAAUACGACCGAAGGCGAGCAGCAAAUCUGUCUACGUCGCAGUGGACGAAAGCCAGUUGUCCUUGAAGGAGAUCAUGUCUAUAGUAGCUUAAGGGUAGGUCAAAGGUGCUUUUAUUACCGCUUUUAUGCCUUUAGACUAGCGGGUAGAACUCGUACUCGUCUGGGAAAUCUUAGGCAGCUGCUCGCCGAAUAGAUUCAAUUCGUCACGCCUCUCUCCCUUAGGAUGAGAAAGGCAUAACAAGCGGGGUAAGCGAGCACCAAGGGCCUACCUCUAAGUAGCGACGGAAUUUUGCGGCAGUGCACGAUCUUCGAAGAGUGAAGUUACCGCUGGGGUUCUACUUAGCGCUAGUUUUCAGACGUGUAGUUUCUGUUUUUUUCUCGAAAGAUUAAGAUUUCAAUCAAUCAGCACACCAGCACCACGUUCUUAGACUUCUAAUCGGAGCAGCACCACGUUCUUAGACUCAGAGGGCGUCCGAAAAGCCCUUUACGACUAUGAGGGUGGCGUACUUUAUGCAGGCGGCGAAGAGCAGGAGGAUGGAACUGUGACGCCCCUGCCAGGAACCGUAGAAUUGCUUAGAGCACAAACGGAGAAAGACUUUGACGAUUUGAUGUCGGCGAAGAGGGAGAUUGCGCUGGUGGAAAGUGGUAAUGUAGCUGAAGCAGGAGGGGACUUGACCUUUUGAUUUUAUGUGAUGUUUACGCUUACCACCGAUCGCCAUGAUGCCUUUUUCUCAAGAUUCAUUUCUUUUUUAUGUUUUUGAUGUUUGAGCAUGAGCUUCCAACUGGUCGUACUGCUGCUCAUGAUUUAAUUAUAGAUUCAUUGUGCAUUUUCUUAAGAUUCACGAGCUCGGAACAAUAGAACAACAACGUCUGUCCUCCUCGUCCCCACCACAAUUUCCUCUGAAAACAAAAACUAUCUUCACCGCCCACCUGAUCAGGCACCGCCACCCUUUGCAGUUCGGUGUGCCCCCUACUAGAGGAGAUCAAUCUGCGCCUUACGGCUUGCUCGAUCUGGGGAAGGAUUUCGGAGCACUCCUGCAAAGAAUUUGGAAAGGGGAUUAGAACGAUAGGCCAAGAAUAUUGUCAGUUAUGGUCAGCUUUCUUCCAUCAUUCUCGGCAUAUUGGUCCCCUUUUUUUCCCCUGUAUCCUUCUCGUGAAUAUUGUGAAAUACAAGGUAAAAGGGGUGAAUGGUUCUGGUAUUUGGUAACCUGAAUUUGAUCAUAAGGGAAAACAAGGGGUUAAUAAUUCAGAAGAGAACCCUUAGGAUCAAAUUCAGGCUAUACCAAAGACCAGAACCAUACAAGGGGCCAAGAAAAGGGGGGCCGAGAUGCAAUCGAGUCGCAGACUCUAAGUCAGGAGGUGAAUCUGAAACCGAUCCGAGCGAUGUUCGCAGGUCCUCCAGGAUCCUACAGUCCCAUGAUGGACGCAACUUCGAAGGAGUUUGCAGUGCCAAUUUUAACGUUUGACGGAAUGCAUUUGGCAUUGGCGGAAUGGUGCAAGGGUAAUGAACUUCUAAGACUGUAUAUUGUAACUUAGUACACACACCUCCGUUUGACGAGGUGGAGAUUAACAUAUUAUAGUACUUGUAGGUACAACAUUUUGUUUGCGAUCACUCAUUUUCAUCCCUUUCAUCUCGCUCUCUGCUAGUGGCUCCUACAGCCACCGAAAACCUCUACUCCCCUACUACAGCCAUCGAAGCCCCAGAGGAAUCAGAAGAUCCUGUAGUCGUUUUUUUGCGAGACAGGCUAGAUUUCGAGACAGGAGCUUGGAAAGUUAACGAGGAAAGUGGUGAGGCUGUUGUGACACUUGACGAAAAACGAAGCAUCUACAAGAAGAUGCUCCAGGUGCGCUUGUCAACGAGUGAAGCUAGAUAUCGUGGUUUCCUUCUAGACGGAUUUCCGACAAAUUUGGACGAUGCCAAGAGUUUGUUUGCGACAUUUGUCCCAGCAGUCGAAGCAGUAGUGGAUGAGGAAGCGGGUAUGACUUACUUUUAAUUGUGACAAGAACUUUGACAUUAUAUUGAUUGUGAUUUAUUUUAGGCAAAAAUCUAGUAGUUCUUCUAGCGAGAAGAUCCGAACGAGCCAGAUACGCAACGACAUUGCACUUCUAGUACAGAACGUGUAGUAGGCAUGCACAAUCGUAUCAUCUUCAACUUGACACAGGAGAAUCCAAAGAAAGAAAGCUUCUCGCCACGACCAUCACCGAAUACAACUUCAAUUACAGGUGGUUCCGACGCCGAGGCCGUGGAGGAAACGCCCUCAGAACCAGCUUAUUUCGAACUUCGGGAAUAUUUCCCCGACCUCUUUGUUAUCACCAAUGCGUCCGAAGGAAAUUCCAAAGAAGGCUACACCUCAGCAGAAGCCUGGGCCGACGCGAACACUAGGUUCAAAACGCAAUUCUUAGCACCGUAUGAGACCCUAGCUGAACAAAAGAAGGCUAUGGACGCCUAUGAAGCGCAGGUGGAGAGCAUCCGGGAGCCAAAGAAGAAGGAGUUAGUAGACGCAAAAGUAGCGGAGUUGAAGGAAGCGGCGAAAGCGGCUGCUUUACGAACUUGGUAAUAAUUGAAAAGUAUUCUCUUCUAUUUGUAGGUUACAUUGCAAUGACGACUAGCACAAUUUCACUUAAAACCUUGUCUUUGUCUUUCACAAAAAAGUAUGCGUCUCCCCCCCUUUUCCUCUCUUUCCUCCUGCCCCCAUUCAUUCCUCGCAGCCGAAGCAGAAGCCGCCGGCGAGGAGCCGUCGUCUAGACCCCAAAGUCCAGAAAUAAGCUACAAUCCGGAUGAAGAUGAGGAGCUGCAAGCAGCAUUGGCCGAGUACAUGGCAGAGCAACUACCUGACGGUCCUCCGGUCUUUGACCCAAUAGAGUAUCCGGCUAGCGAGUUUUUUACUCCAGGAAAUAAAGUGCUCCAGCAAUCGAACUCGUUGGUCGUCCUAAGCGGUGGAGCGGGCGAUGGAGAGGUAUGGAUGGAGGUGAAGAUGAUCUACAGAUUAAUAUUGAUUAGAAUCGGUCUCUUUCUACAUCCGCCGCGGUAUAGAAAAGUAGAACAAGAAGUCGAUGAAAUGAUACCGUAUCAUUUCAUCGAUAAGAUAGGAAUCUUCUAUUUCGUAUUUCAACGAUAAGCUUCUCCUGUAACAAGUAAAUACAAGCGAAAGCGUCUUCUAUGGUGCACCAUCCUUCUCCACCCUAGUACCUAUCUCUAACCGUCACCGACGAAGCCGCUCCACCAGCCAAGCUUCCUUCUACCUCAUCGACAAGGGAAAUCACUAGUACACAACUACAGAAACUUUGCGCAAAACUAGAGUUGGACCAUCUAUUCGCCGAUGGUAGUGCAGACGCAGCGAGAAUGUCACAAUUGAUGUGUCACGAAUUCUGCAUCGCCUUCGAAGCGGCGCAUAGCGGGGACAAAAUCUUCAACUUCUUUCCAACGGAGGAAGAGCUAUAUGGCAGCAGAAAAAGACUCAGACUUCUUCACAGAAGUUUUGUUGCUAAGUAGCAUAGUGAAUGGUUCUGGGAUUUGGUAACCUGAAUUUGAUCACAAUGGCAAGCAAGAAGAGAAUCCUUGGGAUCGAAUUCAGGUGACCGAAUACCUGAAGAUUACACAUAGUAAAUAGAUCUUCUCUUGUAUUUCCCGGCUCUUCCUUCACGCUUGUUACCAGGAGUUACUAAGUAGCAAAAUCGAAGACGAAGAUUGUUUUCAAGAUCUUUGAGAAAUGACAAAAUUUUCUCUUCGCUUCCCUCUCCUCUUCCUCCCACCUUCUGCUACCACCUCUCUAACCCGAACGUCUCGCCGAAGAGAAACGAAAAGCCGAAGAAGCUGCUAGACUCGCUGCGGAGGAGGAGGCUAGGAGACAGGCAAUCUUUGAGAAGGAAGAGAAAGAGACCAAAGUUACGGCCAGAAGAAAUCGUCCAUCUUAGCCAGCAUCUUUUGUCCGUUUUCUCAGGGGAAACGGUCACCAAGAAGAUGCUCUACAAGAUGGAUGUCUUCUAGCUCUAACAAAGCCGUGAAUGCAAACGAAAACACACGAUUAGCGAGAAUAGAGAGGGAAACAAACACGGAAUUGCAGAAUCUCAGCGUGCCGUUGAAGGAAUACAUGCAGAAACACGUUGUGCCGCAUGUACUACAACUGUUUAUUUUUACCCUUACUCUGAUGUUCUGAUUAUCUGCAAGUGGUUCAGGAUUCGAGAAAGGAGAUGACACCAAUUCGACUAGAGCUUUUUUGUCAGCUGUAAAGUCAUAGUCAACAACCCUGUCUCCUUUUUAGUCGAACUUGAAACCCUCAAAAUCACAGGUCGCCCAAGGUCUGCUGGAAAUGGCGAAGGUGAUGCCGGAAGACCCAGUUGAGUUUUUGGCGGAACAUCUCUUCAAAGUAGGUACCGAGAUUCCUCCUUUGCCGCAGUGAAAGCAGGACGAGGGCUCUUCGUUCAAGGUUUUGGGAUACAUUCUAGUUCUACAUGUUUCAUUUCGCAGUUAAUAUCCUUUUUUGCUUUGGAAAAUGGUCCAGUUACUCACCCUCCACCCUGGCUAGAAUAGAUGAUCAAUACAGAGAGAGCAGAUCGAUGAAAUUAGACACUAGUUGUAGAUUUUUCAUAGUCCAUCCACGGUGCUUGUUGUAAACGCAGGAGCAAAUUUCUUAUCGUCAGGCAAUACGUUGUGGUUGAAUUUGAAAGGAGAUGAUUACGACUUCCGAAUCAGACUUGAGACAAG
Messenger RNA from Amoebophrya sp. A25, 6619 nucleotides. Lineage: Eukaryota; Dinophyceae; Syndiniales; Amoebophryaceae. The record is from the annotation of a GenBank genome assembly.